This is a messenger RNA of Scleropages formosus (Asian bonytongue), 5487 nucleotides long. Its product is annotated as vitellogenin. Gene Ontology annotation, biological process: cellular response to estrogen stimulus; lipid transport; response to estradiol. Gene Ontology annotation, molecular function: lipid carrier activity. The transcript has 35 exons. The record is from RefSeq and is a predicted model, not a curated record. The coding region runs from base 9 to 5246 and encodes 1745 amino acids. Lineage: Eukaryota; Metazoa; Chordata; Actinopteri; Osteoglossiformes; Osteoglossidae.
CAGAGGCCAUGAAGGCAGUUGUUCUUGCACUGACUUUGGCCCUUGUGGCGGGUCAACAGAACAACCUAACACCGGACUUUGCCACUGGUAAGACCUAUGUGUACCAGUAUGAAGCACUGCUGCAGGGGGGUCUACCCGAGGAAGGUCUGGCCAGGGCUGGAGUGAAGAUUGUCAGCAAAGUUCUCAUCAGUCAAGUUGCCCAGACCACCCACCUGCUCAAGCUCAAGGAACCUCAGUUGUUCCAGUACACUGGUGUAUGGCCCAGAGAUGAAUUCAGCCCUGCUGCAAAGCUCACCCAAGCCUUGGCUGCUCAAUUUCGUAUUCCUGUGAAGUUUGAGUAUGUCAGUGGUGUGGUGGGCAAAUUGUUUGCCCCUGCCGAAGUCUCCGAAACAAUUCUCAAUAUCCACAGAGGAAUUCUCAACAUCCUUCAGCUGAACAUCAAGAAAACACAGAAUGUAUAUGAGUUGCAGGAGGCUGGAUCCCAGGGAGUCUGUAAAACUGAUUAUGUGAUCAGCGAAGACACAAAAGCCGAACGCAUCCAUGUUAUCAAGUCUAAGGACCUGGGGAACUGCCAGAAGAGGGUCAUGGCAGACAUUGGAAUGGCUUACACAGAGACUUGUGUCCAAUGCCAGCAGAAAAGCAAGAACCUGAGAGGAGCUGCAACCUACAGCUAUGUCAUGAAGCCCACCCAAAGUGGUGCUCUCAUCAUGGAAGCCGCUGUCCAGGAGCUUCAUCAAUUUACCCCUUUCCAUGAGCUGACUGGAGCUGCUCAGAUGAAAGCGAGACAAUUGAUGACGUUUGUUGAGGCCCAGAAUGACCCAGUGCAGCCUAUACAAGCAGACUAUCUGGCACGUGGAUCUCUGCAAUAUGAAUUUGCAUCUGAGCUUCUCCAGACACCCAUUCAACUAAUUAAAGUCACCAAUGCCCAGGCACAGAUUGAAGAGAUCUUGAAUCACCUAGUCAAAAACAAUGCGGGUGAGGUUCAUGAAGAUGCUCCACUCAAGUUUGUCGAGUUGGCUCAGCUUCUGCGUAUGGCCAAAUACGAGACCAUCAAUAAAAUUUGGGCUCAAGUCAAGGCAAAGCCAGACUUCAGACGAUGGUUCCUGGAUACUGUCCCUGCCAUUGGAACUCAAGUGGCUCUGAGAUUCAUCAAGGAAAAGUUCUUAGCUGGUGAAGUCACUGUAAUAGAAACUGCCCAGGCUUUGCUGGCUGCUCUCCAUCUAGUAGAAGCUAACUUGGACACUGUCAACUUAGCUGCUAGUGUGGUACUUAAUGCUAAAACUCAGUCACAUCCCAUACUCCGUGAAAUCGCAAUGCUUGGUUACGGUUCCUUGGUAUUCAAGUUCUGUACGGAACAUCAGAACUGUCCUGCUGAUGUUAUAAAGCCUAUUCAUGAUUUCGCUGCAGAAGCAAUUAGUAAGGCAAAUGUUGCAGAAAUUGCCCUGGCUAUGAAGGUCCUCGGAAAUGCAGGUCACCCUGCCAGCAUCAAGCCAAUCAUGAAGCUCCUCCCUGGGUUUGGCUCUACAGCUGCUGCACUUCCAGUCAAAGUCCAGGUUGAUGCUGUGGUAGCUUUGAGACACAUUGCCAAACGGGAACAGAGAAGAGUCCAAGACAUUGCCCUUCAGUUGUUCCUGGACAGAGAUCUCCACCCAGAAUUGCGCAUGGCUGCUUGUGUUGUGCUGUUUAAGACCAAACCCAGCAUUGGUUUGGUUUCCACCAUUGCCGCCGCUCUGCAGAAAGAGAAAAGCCUGCAAGUGGCAAGCUUUACCUAUUCUCACAUGAAGGCCUUGACCAGGAGCACCGCCCCAGACCUUGCCCAAGUUGCAGCUGCUUGCAAUGUUGCUAUCAAGAUCCUGAGCCCCAAGUUUGACAGACUGAGCUAUCGUUUCAGCAAAGCCAUCCACCUGGACUUUUUUCACAACCGCCUGAUGGCUGGUGCUGCGACUACUGCAUACUUCAUCAACGAUGCUGCCACUAUUUUGCCAAGGGCCGUUGUGGCCAAAGUUCGUGCCUAUAUGGUUGGGGCAGCAGCAGAUGUUUUUGAGAUUGGUGUGAGAACCGAAGGAAUCCAGGAGGCUCUUAUGAAAGAACGAGCUGCUGACGCUGGUGCUGACAGGAUCUCCAGGAUGAGGCGCAUCCUGAACGCUCUGACUAACUGGAAGCCGUUACCAACAAGUCAGCCACUGGGUUCAGUGUACUUAAAAUUGUUUGGCCAAGAAAUUGCCUUUGCCAACAUUGACAAGGACAUCAUUGAGAGAGCCAUACAGUUGGCUACCGGAGCUGCUGCACAGCAUGAACUGUGGAAGACUGUGCUGAAUACAUUGCAGUCUGGGGCUGACUUCCAAAUCUCCAAGUCUUUGUUGACCUCUGAGGUGCGUCGCAUCUUCCCCACCUCUGUAGGUUUCCCCAUGGAGCUCAGCCUGUACUCAGCUGCUGUGGCGGCAGCAACAGUUAAAGCAAAAGCAACUCUGACACCUCCACCUAGGGAGAACUUCCAGCUGGCUCAGCUGAAGAACACCGACAUUCAGUUACAGGCUCACAUUGCACCGAGCAUUGCUGUACACAAAAUUGCAGUUAUGGGAGUAAACACGGCCAUCAUUCAAGCUGCAAUUGUGGCCAAAGCCAAAGUUCAUAAUGUCCUUCCUCUGAAGUUCAACGCAAGAGUUCACAUAGCUCAGGGACACUUCAAGAUUGAGGCCUUGCCUCUUCAAGCUCACGGUCGCCUUCUGGAUUUGCAAAUGGAAGCUGUUGCUAUGUCAAGGAAUGUAGAAAAUCUUUCUGGAGCUAAAAUUACCCCAGUACUACCCGAACAUCUUGCAGCCCAACUGUCUAGGGAGAGAUUCACAUCCAGAGCAGAUGCUGACGCUGGUAGUGGAUUGUCAAAGUCGUCUGAAAGAAUUUAUGAGAAUGUAAGCGACGAGAAACGGCCAAAGCAGAACGAUGUUUCAGCCAGAAUGGACAAGAAAUGGUGUGUCACAAUGGCAAACUUAGGACAGCAAGCUUGUGCUAAGAUUACCUCCCAGAAUGCUGGCUUCGUGAGAAACUCCCCUCUAUACAAACUGAUUGGAGAAUAUUCAGUCACUUUGGAUGUGAAGCCUGUUUCCGAUGAAGCUGUUGAAAAGAUAGAGAUUGAGCUGCAAGUUGGACAGAAUGCUGCUUCAAAAAUAAUUAAAAGGAUCACGAUAAAGGACGACAAUACGGAUAAGGGCAAUCGUGGAGGAACCCCAGUUGUAUUGAAACUGAAAAAAAUCCUGGAAACUGAAAGAACACAAAAUUUGAGGAAAUCCAGCAACUCCAGUUCGAGCAGUUCUUCUAGCCGUCGCUCGGGUCAGAAUCGCAGUUCCUCAAGCUCCUCUUCCUCCAGCUCCUCUUCCUCCAGCUCCUCAUCUUCUGGCUCCUCUUCAUCCAGCUCUCGCAACAACAGUAAAAACAGGAAGAGCAAGAGAACCAGUAGCAGUAGCAGCAGCAGUAGUGGCAGCAGAAAGGUUGCCGGUGCCUGGAGUAACGGUAGAUCUGUGAGCAGCAGCUCGUCCAGCUCCCGUAUAUCGAAGGCACAUGUAUUUGGAAGAUUUACAAAGAAUCAUAUUCACCAGCAUGAUGACAAUAGAGCCACCUCCCAGCGCAAGAUCUCUAGCUCCAGCAGCAGCAAGAGCAGCAACAGCAGCAGCAGCAGCAGCAGCAGCAAGAGCAGCAGCAGCAGCAGCAGCAGCAGCAGCAGCAGCAGCAGUAGCAGCAGCAGCAGCAGCAGUAGAAGCAGCAGUAGAAGCAGCAGCAGAAGCAGCAGUAGAAGCAGUGCCUCCAGCUUUGAGGCCAUUUACAAGAAGUCUAGAUUCCUUGGAGAUAGUGUGCCUCCUGCUGCUGUGGUCAUCAUUCGUGCAGUGAGGGGUAAUGACAAGAGGCAGGGAUACCAGAUUGCUGCCUACAUGGACAAAGCUGAUGUCAGGGUACAGGUCAUCAUGGCUGCUCUUGCUGAGAACGACAACUGGAAGAUGUGUGCUGAUGGUAUCCAGCUGAGCAUGCACAAAGUCAUGGCCAAGAUUCGUUGGGGAGAGGAAUGCCAGGACUAUGCAACAGUCAUCCAAGCAGAGACUGGGUUACUGGGUUCACACCCUGCUGUCCAAAUGAAGCUCAACUGGAAGAAGAUCCCCCGUGCUGUUAAGCGCUAUGCUCGGAUGAUUUCUGAGUACAUCCCAGGUGCUGCGCUAAUGGCUGGAUUUAGUGAAGGAAGACACAGAAACAGCAAGAGACAGAUUAAACUCACUGUGGCUUCAACUUCUGCCAGGACCCUCAGUGUUAUCCUUAAAACCCCAAGGAUGACUAUGUACAAGCUGGCUCAGGCAAUUCCCAUUGCUCUACCAUUUGGAGCUGCUGCAGCUCGUGCAGAAGUGGAGCAGAAUAUUGCUAACAGGAUCUACUACAUGUUUGCGGAGGCCAACACAGCCAAGUGCAUCGUAGCUGAUGACACUGUCACCACAUUCAACAAUAGAAGAUAUAGUCCUGAAGUACCUAGCUCUUGCCACCAAGUGCUUGCCCAGGACUGCACCACAGAGCUCAAGUUCGUGGUUUUGAUGAAGAAGGAUGAGACAUCAGAAAAACCACACAUCAUUGUGAAGGUUGCUCAGAUCGAUGUUGACUGGAGUGCUGAUGACAACGGACUCCACAUGAAAGUUAAUGGGAUGGAUGUCCCUACCGUAAAACUACCUUAUGAACAUUCUACAGGUUCCAUCAUUAUAAGACAAAAUGGUGACGGCCUAUCACUUUAUGCUCCUGGACAAGGCCUGCAUGAAGUGUAUUACGAUGGAAACAUUUUGAGGAUUGAAGUGGAAGACUGGAUGAAAGGAAAAGUUUGUGGACUUUGUGGAAAGGCUGAUGGUGAAGUUAGACAAGAAUAUCAAGCACCCAGCGGACGCCAGAUCAUGAGCGCAGUCAGCUUUGGCCAUUCCUGGGUUCUUGCUGCUGAAAGUUGUCGUGAUGCCAGUGAAUGCCGACUGAGGCAAGAAUCAGUGAUGCUGGAUAAGCCAGUUACACUGCAUGGACAGGCAUCUAAAUGUUACUCCACCGAGCCUGUGCUGCAGUGUCUGCCUGAAUGUAAGCCAGUGAAGACAACCCCUGUGACUGUAGGGUUCCACUGUGUCCCUGCUGGUUCCAGAGUGAACAACUUGGUCAGCAUGUGGGAGAAGACUGAAGAUCUCAGGGAUACUCUUGAUGCCCAUGUUAGCUGUAGAUGUACGGAAAACUGUGCUUAGUGUUUUACCUAUAAUGACAUUAUGUAUUGUUAAUGGCUUUCUUUAAUCUGUUGUGAUUAUAAAGUUUCAGUUACAAACACAGGAAUUAGUCUAUUUAUAAAACAUUGAAAAUGACACUUACACUAAUUACAAUAAUGUAUCAUUAGCUAUGAGGACUGCUGGAUAUUAGCAUAGAACUGCCCAAUGAAUUUGCAUGUACUGCCUCAAUCAUAUUGAGAAAUAAAAGUAAGAAAAGAUCAAA